Mangifera indica (mango) is the source of this 2142-nucleotide messenger RNA. Its product is annotated as mucin-5AC-like. The record is from RefSeq and is a predicted model, not a curated record. Bases 267 to 1898 code for a protein of 543 amino acids. NCBI's taxonomy places the organism in Eukaryota, Viridiplantae, Streptophyta, Magnoliopsida, Sapindales, Anacardiaceae. The transcript is spliced from 5 exons. Gene Ontology annotation, biological process: cortical microtubule organization. Gene Ontology annotation, cellular component: cortical microtubule.
GAUCAUUUCGCAGCGUCGACUCGUCGCCAUAUACGAACCAACUCCUGAAGUCCCUGCUCCUCCCCCAAUCAAUCUCCUUCAACGCAAACGUUGCACUUGUCUUCUUCAACGGUUUCUAUUUACAUUUCUUUUGACCGACAAUUCUCUGGAUCAUUUGCUCUGGCUCCAGAUCUACGCCUUUCUCUUUUGGUAUCUUUAUAUUUCUAUUUGAAAGUAAAUAGUAAUAAGAGUUUAGCAGAAUAUUCAGCUGGAAGAAGAAAAUCGAGAUGGUGAUGAAAGAAAGAGAUGAAGAGCUUGCUUUGUUUCUUGAAAUGAGAAGGCGCGAGAACGAGAAAAGUAAUUUUCUUCUUCUUCUUCCCAACUCCGAAGGCAUCAAUAGUAACAGCACUCCUCUAGCACAUAAUAAUGGAGGAUCUCCCAUAUCCAGGAUUGUGUCGUCCGUUCCGACUAGGAAGACCGCUGCUGAGAAUUUCUUGAACUCGGAGAAUGAUAAAUCCGAUUAUGAUUGGCUUCUUACACCACCCACUACCCCACUGUUUCCUUCUUUGGAGAUGGAACUGCAGAAAAAUAAAAUGAGUCAAAUGGGGAUGCCUAAUGCUCGUCCAACUGCUUUGAAAACAAGGCUACCUAAUCUUCAGGAAGAACCUGCUUCAAGGAGUAAUGUAGCAUCAAAGAAUCUGACCAAGCCAUCUGGACUUAACUCUUGUACUGGCAGCAGGAGGCCGUCACCAUCUGGUGGUCGAACUUCUACUACUAGAGUUGCAACAUCAACAGGGCGGCCAACUUUAUCCACAACAGCUAAGCCUUCAAGACCUUCAACUCCUACUUCAAGGGCCACCUUGCCUUCCUUUAAACCUGCUGCUCCUGAAGUGAGAUCCUCAACUCCUACUAGAUCCACUGUUCGCUUUACGACACCAACUGCUAGGCCAACUGUAGCAGCUCCUAAACCAGUGCCAAGAUCAGCAACUCCAACUCCUAGAUCAACAUCAAGAUCAGCAACUCCAACUCAUCGAUCAACAUCAAGAUCAGCAACACCAACGUGUCGGCCAUCAACCCCUUCAAAUGCACCUAUUGUAUCUACUCCUGUUCAAUCUACUUCAGUGUCAAAGUCAGGUUCCAUGACUUCAAAGAAUCUUGUUCCAUCACGCGGCACUUCUCCAACCGUAAAAUCUAGGCCAUGGAAACCUUCAGAGAUUCCUGGUUUCUCACUUGAUGCUCCACCAAAUCUAAAGACAUCAUUGCCUCAACGACCAGCUUCGGCUUCUCGGGGCAGACCAGGGGCACAGAGUGCUCAAUCAUCUUCUAUUGAUGCUAAUUCUAUAGGAAGACGCAGACAGCAGUCUUGCUCUCCAUCUAGAGUAAGGACUUCAAACGUUAGUGCCUAUGGUAGUGGCAGUUCCAUUCCUUUCGAGCGUAAGGCAAAUGCCAGUAGUGAUGAUGGCGUGAAUCCAGUACGGAUGGGAACCAAAAUGGUGGAAAGAGUGGUGAACAUGAGGAAACUGGCACCACCAAAGCAAGAUAACAAUGGCUCGAGCCAUAGUAAUUCUGCUGGCAAAUCGUCCUCAUCCCUUGACAGCUCUGGCUUUGGAAGAGCACUUUCAAAAACAUCCCUUGAUAUGGCUUUACGACAUAUGGAUAUAAGAAAAAGCAUUCAAGGUAAUCUACGGCCUAUAAUGGCGAAGAUUCCAGCUUCGUCUAUUAUUAGUGUGAGAUCCAGUUCCACAAAAAGCACGACAAUCAGUGUUUCAGAUUCACCUCUUGCCACAAGGAGCAAUGCUAGCUCCGAACCCAGUGUGAACAACAAUUCCUUCUGUGUUGAUGAUAUUGAAAUGGAAUGCAGCAAGGAUUGUGGAAGUGAGAGAGGAGAUUCAUCUCCUGCAGGCCACCAUGGCAGGUAAAGCAUUUCUGCAUGUUAUCUAUAGGUGGUAACCUCAACCAGCCUAAUGCUUAAGAAACAGCCCGUUUCUAGAGCAAUCAAUGUGUAUGGCGACUUUACUUUUUGUCAAAUUUGUUAAGAGAGUCUGCAGUUGCAUAUACUAUUUCCGAUAUAUUGCUAUGGUACAAUACCCAUCAGUUAGAUCCUGAUGAAAUGGAUCGUAAUAUGAAGGGUUUCGAGUAAUUAAAAUUAUUUACUUGAGGUGA